Messenger RNA from Topomyia yanbarensis, 2498 nucleotides. Its product is annotated as minor histocompatibility antigen H13-like. Gene Ontology annotation, molecular function: aspartic endopeptidase activity, intramembrane cleaving. NCBI's taxonomy places the organism in Eukaryota, Metazoa, Arthropoda, Insecta, Diptera, Culicidae. Gene Ontology annotation, biological process: membrane protein proteolysis. The record is from RefSeq and is a predicted model, not a curated record. The coding region runs from base 248 to 1450 and encodes 400 amino acids. Gene Ontology annotation, cellular component: cytoplasmic side of endoplasmic reticulum membrane; lumenal side of endoplasmic reticulum membrane; membrane. The transcript is spliced from 3 exons.
AAAAUGUUAUCGCUGGCAAAUCCGAGUGACACGCAAUCAGAAAACGUCGAAUCGCGAGCCUUUCGUGUUUUCGCGUUCGACAAAGUUUUCCUUCGAUCUUUUUGCGGCCGUAUCAAGUUUUUGAACAAAUCAUACCGAGCAACAAAUCUGUAGCUAAUUGGUGACGGUGCCUGUUUCGUUUUAUAGAGGGAAAUUUUAUCAUCGCUAGGUUCGAAUUUCCUGGUUAGUAUAUUAGGACCCCUUGAGAAUGUCCGAAAUCGUAGAGGAACUCGUCCAGCAAGUGCAGGAGAAUCUCACUGAAGCCGCCAACGCGGCAGCAACCAAUGGAACGGCAAAGACUCCUUCCACGCCGGAGGGCAUGGCGCUGGCGUACGGAACCCUAGUGACAAUGGCCAUGUUGCCCAUUUUCUUUGGGUCGAUACGCUCCGUUAAGCACCAUAAGGAACAAACGAGCACUUUCCAGAAGACGGGUGAAAAGCCGGACACGAUGACUUCCAAAGACGCGAUGAUGUUUCCGAUUAUGGCUUCCUGUGCACUGUUUGGACUGUACAUGUUUUUCAAGAUUUUUUCUAAGGACAACAUUAACUUCCUGUUGACUGGCUACUUCUUCUUCCUCGGUGUGAUGGCACUGUCUCAUCUACUGAGCCCCGUCAUAAGUUCUCUGAUUCCGGCUGCCAUCCCGAAAAUCCCGUAUCACCUGUCAUUUAGUCAAGGACCCACGGAGGGCGUCAAGGGUGACAAGAAGACAUAUUUGAUCGACUACAAAUUCACCACCCAUGAUGUAGUAUGCUUUAUCAUUUCCUUAGUCAUCGGAGUUUGGUAUUUGAUGCAAAAACAUUGGAUUGCCAACAAUUUGCUGGGAUUGGCUUUCGCCGUGAACGGAGUAGAACUGCUACACUUGAACAAUAUAGUAACCGGUUGCAUUCUGCUUAGUGGACUGUUCGUGUACGACAUCUUUUGGGUGUUCGGAACUAACGUGAUGGUCACUGUGGCGAAAUCCUUUGAAGCUCCGAUCAAACUAGUCUUUCCUCAGGAUCUUAUUUCUAACGGAUUGGCGGCGUCAAACUUUGCCGUCCUCGGAUUGGGAGAUAUUGUUAUUCCGGGAAUCUUCAUAGCCCUGCUGCUACGUUUUGAUAACAGCCUAAAGAGAAAGAGCAAUCUGUACUUUUACGCAACGUUCACGGCGUACUUUUUCGGUCUCCUGGCGACGAUCUUUGUGAUGCAUGUGUUCAAGCAUGCCCAACCAGCGCUGCUCUAUCUGGUACCGGCCUGUCUUGGAACUCCGCUGCUGCUGGCGCUGUUGAAGGGCGAUAUUAAGAAACUGUUUGCUUAUGAGGACCAUCCGGAAGAGAAACCCAAGGAAACGAAAAAAUCGGAAAAGAACUCUGGCGACGAAAGUACCAAGACGAAAAAGGAAGGCAAGAAAAAAGAAUCGAAAAAAGUAAAAUAAGUUAGAGAGGGUGUACUGUUUCACAGUGUGGGGGAAUGCUUGUGUAUGAACUGUUCAUAACAGUCGGUAUAUUAUUGUCUGCUCGCGGCACAGCAUAACUGAUUCUAUUAAUAAGUUCCAUCAUAGAGCUACUUUCGACGCGAAAGAAUCCUUCCAGCACACGCACAUGCUUAUAAAAUAGAAUCAUUUUUAUUGAUAUACUUAGGAAAGUGCUAUCGCAAGCAACAUUUUCCUUUUCUCCCAGUAUUCGCGAGCAAAAGAAAUGGAAUAGUAUUCCACUCACAGAACGCAAAUAUAUUCAAUCAGCUCAAACAAUUUCUGCCUAAAAGCGACAUUCAAAUUUAAAAUAAAUUAAGUCAGGCUGAAGUAGGUAUGUCGUCCAGAUGUACAAACAACAAAAAUAUGAACGCAGCUGUUUGGUUGCCGAAACUAGUUUCUCAACUUAAGAGAUAAAUGCAGACUAUUUUACUCUAUUCGGGAAGUACAAUAGGGGAAAGAUAGCUUUAUUGUGAUUUUUUGGGGAGAUAACUAUAGUUCUAAUCAGCACAACAAGUUCUGUACUAUUGUUUUUGUACAGCACCGAUUGCAAAAACAAAUAAAUUAAUGCUAGAAACGAGAGCCGUUUAGUAUAAUUCUUUGCUUACCUUUUGCUAAGUUUGCGACUGAGAAUGUAUUUUUAUCGAACAGGCAUGCUAGUGAUAUCGUUGUUUCGGUAGGAUGAAAAGCUUUGACUAUAAAGAGACAACUACAAUAAAUGUGGACUUUGUCACCAUUGGAAGUAAUUUUCAGAAACAUGAGUAAAUUCAAAACCCAUUUUAAAAUCUAUACAGUUUUAAAUCAAAAAAAUGAAAUAUUGCUGAAAAGUGAUGGAGAUAAGUUAAAAGUGAAUAGAAUGCUGCAUUGAUAGCAGAUUAUGAUUAUAGACAAGAUUUUUUAUUAUUGAGAGAAACGAGCAUUUGAUGUUUUUAGAAUUUUGUUCAUUUAUUUAGUGCUGACCAUGCGUUGUUUAAUACUAUUGUUCUUUAGUUUCAAUACAAAUCCAACUUAA